Messenger RNA from Rotaria socialis, 1176 nucleotides. Lineage: Eukaryota; Metazoa; Rotifera; Eurotatoria; Philodinida; Philodinidae. The record is from the annotation of a GenBank genome assembly.
AUGGCAACAAGAGCACUGCUCAAGAAACAAAAAGAUAGACCAGACAGAGUAGAGACUGAUUACUCGAUGACAAUUGCUAUGAUACCAUUGAAUCUGCGGUUUCUAUGGUUUGAUGAAGCGAUUGAAGAAUACGAAAAUAUGAGAGAUGAAUUUUGUAAACAGACCAACUGUGAUUCAUCUCGUUGGUUCAACACAACGAAUAAGACCGAGUGCAUUUCAUAUCUCGCGAGACAGCCAUCGUCGGACAAGACUGUUCUUAUCUCUGCGGGCAGUCUGGCUGAAAGUAUCGUGAAAUCUAUUGACGAACAACAUAAGAACAAGCUGCAUUCACUCUAUAUUUAUUGUCAUAAUCCUCAACGAUAUACAAAUCUGAAAGUCACCUUGAGCAAAAUGGUUCCAGUAGUUGAUAUAUUUGUUCAUCCACAGAUGUUGAUUACAUGCAUGAAAGAAAAUUUAGCCAUUGAAUCACGUGUAUUGUUAUCAUCAGAAUUACAUACUAUUGAAUCGAAUGCAACGGUACUACCUCGACAACAAACUACAACGGCAGACCCGCAAAAUCAUCAACUCAGAAUCGGUUCACACUCAAAUCAAAAUAAUCCAGCGGACUCAACCGAUAUAAUUCAUAUCAUAAAUCUAGAAAUCGCUGAAGCUCUUGCCAACCACCGUCUUACUCUCGAGAAAAAGCCAGAAUUGACGCUCGAAGAUAUAAACAAGGAAAUGGCCGCUUCUGUAGCAACGGGCAAACACAAACGAAUUGGAUUUGCCGCUCACAAUUUGAAGAAAGAAGAAUUAGUGCAAUGCCUAAAAAAGUAUACCGAUAUGCUCCGUGAGCAUAAACUUUAUGCUACAGGUACCACUGGACUCGAGAUCCAGAAAGCACUGAAUGUACCCAUAACGCUAUUUAAGAGUGGCCCGAUAGGUGGGGAUAUACAACUGGCAGAAUUGAUUGUCACAGGCAAGCUUGACAUUCUCAUCUUUCUGAUUGAUAGUUUGACUGCUCAUGCUCAUGACGUUGAUGUCCAAGUACUGAUACGAGCAGCUCGACUGUAUGACAUCCAGUGUGUAACAAAUAUCGGUGCCGUUGACCAAAUAUUAACUUCGCAAUGGAUGAAUAAAACUAGCAUACGAAAAAUUCCAGUCACUGGAUAUCCGGAAAAGGCCACCAAAUCGAAAUGA